Penicillium pulvis is the source of this 1484-nucleotide messenger RNA. RefSeq names its product WD repeat protein. Gene Ontology annotation, cellular component: Cul4A-RING E3 ubiquitin ligase complex; nucleotide-excision repair complex. Gene Ontology annotation, biological process: proteasome-mediated ubiquitin-dependent protein catabolic process; transcription-coupled nucleotide-excision repair; protein polyubiquitination. The transcript has 2 exons. The coding region runs from base 18 to 1484 and encodes 488 amino acids. Gene Ontology annotation, molecular function: protein binding. NCBI's taxonomy places the organism in Eukaryota, Fungi, Ascomycota, Eurotiomycetes, Eurotiales, Aspergillaceae. The record is from RefSeq and is a predicted model, not a curated record.
CAAUCCUCGAUGUAUGAAUGAAUUCCUUUCUUCUCAACAGAGCCCUCGGCUCUGUCAGCUCAAAUACCUUUCAUGUUGCUCAGACCACCCGGUUAGUACACAACCUCGAGCCCGCGCCUGGGAUUCGGUUUUCCAGCCUCAGAGCCCGGCGAAGGAACGAGUCUCGAGGCGAUACCACACCUUCAGACGAGGAACAUGAACCCAAGGAAGAUGAAAUUGCCCACAAUUCGGGCGUGAAUUGCCUGGCAAUUGAUAAAUUUGAAGGUCGAUAUAUGUUAUCCGGAGGUGCAGAUCCAACCAUUCACCUUUGGGACCUCGAGAGUAGAGGAUCAGAACUCAACCACGUCCAUCGAUCUCGCGCUUUAGUUAGCAAGUCCUCCCACCCAGAUGCGCACACCCAUGCCAUCACUUCUCUGUCCAUCUACCCCUUCGAUCCCGAGCCAUCAACCAUCUUCUCUACUGCCUACGAUGGCACAUUGAAGCUUUCAGCGCUGCAGUCACCAGCCAUAACCCCCGUCCAUACAUUUAAAUUGGAAUGCACACCGUACGCGCACUCGUUUUCUUCCCAGCCCGGAUCCACACUGCUGGUUGCAGUUGCGACGUCCGAUCAAGCCGUUCGCCUGGUUGACUUGCGGUCUGGCCUUGCAGCCCAUGGUCUACCAGGGCAUAAUGCCGCAGUGCUUUCGGUAGACUGGGCUCCACAUCGACCCCAUCUUCUGGCCUCGGGCUCCGUGGAUAACCGGGUAAUCAUCUUCGACGUGCGCCGUGGCGGCCAUAACUCUGCCAUUGCGACUUUGGACAUGGAUGACCCGGUAGGAUUGGCAGCUCCAGGCUCAGUCCCUGCAACAUCCUUCGAGCCGCGGCCAGCAUUCUCUCGGCAUGCUCGUGCUCACAACGGCGCUGUCACUGGUGUACGAUGGACAUCCAAUGGCACCCAUCUGGUCACCACUGGCCAAGAUUCCCGUAUCAGAGUAUGGGAUGCAGCAAGUGGUGCGAAUACCUUGGUUCAUUUUGGGCCUCGCGUUCGCAACUCCACCUCUUCAUAUCUGGCCGAGCGGGCUCCAUUGGUGUUACCCAAGGGAAUAAUGGCUCCAGGACAUGAGACCCUUCUAUGGCCCAAUUUCCAUGAGCAGGAUGACCGUGGAGAGAUCUUCAUGUUUGAGCUCCGCGAUGGGACAUUUAUCAAGCGACUUCGGGUUCCUGGUAUCGCGACUGGUUCUCAGGCUCGUGGCCGAUCUAAUGCAUUAAGUGCGGCACGGAUUAACGAUCUAGCCUGGCGCGGGAAUGGUGGGUCAGGCGAGGGACUAGAAUUGUUCUCUGCUCAUGGCGACGGAACUAUCCGUACUUGGGUAUCUCGAGAGCCUGAUGGCGAACCUACCGAGGAGGAGGAAGCAGCACUUGCUGACCGUAAGAGGAAACGCGAUGUACUAGAUGAAAUCUACCAGGGGUUCCCUGAACCAGAAGCAUCUAGAGUCCAUAUCUAG